AUGGCCCCGAUCAAGGUGGGAGAUGCCCUCCCCUCCGUGGAGGUGUUUGAAGGGGAGCCGGGGAACAAGGUGAACCUGGCGGAGCUGUUCAAGGGCAAGAAAGGUGUGCUGUUUGGAGUCCCUGGAGCCUUCACCCCUGGCUGUUCCAAGACCCACUUGCCAGGUUUUGUGGAACAGGCCGGGGCUCUGAAGGCCAAGGGGGUCCAGGUGGUGGCAUGUCUGAGUGUUAAUGAUGUCUUUGUGACUGGUGAGUGGGGACGAGCCCACAAGGCGGAAGGCAAGGUUCGGCUCCUAGCUGACCCUACUGGGGCCUUUGGGAAGGAGACAGAUUUAUUACUAGAUGAUUCAUUGGUGUCCCUCUUUGGGAAUCGCCGACUCAAGAGGUUCUCCAUGGUGAUAGAGGAUGGCGUGGUGAAGGUCCUGAACGUGGAACCAGAUGGCACGGGCCUCACCUGCAGCCUGGCCCCCAACAUCAUCUCACAGCUCUGAGGCCCCGGCCCAGACACACUCCCUCCACCCUCUCCUGUCUCACCUGCCAGCCUGGGCAGGGGGCGCCACCCCAACCUCCACUGGGCCUACCUGACUGGAACUUCGGCCAGGUUUCUGCAGUAAACACUUGCGGUUCGUGUCUGUC
Tupaia belangeri chinensis (Chinese tree shrew) is the source of this 634-nucleotide messenger RNA. RefSeq names its product peroxiredoxin 5 (gene PRDX5). Lineage: Eukaryota; Metazoa; Chordata; Mammalia; Scandentia; Tupaiidae. The coding region runs from base 1 to 489 and encodes 162 amino acids. Gene Ontology annotation, cellular component: cytoplasm; mitochondrion; peroxisome. Gene Ontology annotation, molecular function: thioredoxin peroxidase activity. Gene Ontology annotation, biological process: cell redox homeostasis; hydrogen peroxide catabolic process; cellular response to oxidative stress. The transcript is spliced from 6 exons. The record is from RefSeq and is a predicted model, not a curated record.